Molecule: messenger RNA, 2792 nt
Organism: Drosophila grimshawi
Lineage: Eukaryota; Metazoa; Arthropoda; Insecta; Diptera; Drosophilidae
Gene: SCAR
Product: wiskott-Aldrich syndrome protein family member 3
Exons: 6
Coding region: 290-2248 (652 amino acids)
Biological process (GO): actin cytoskeleton organization; positive regulation of Arp2/3 complex-mediated actin nucleation
Cellular component (GO): SCAR complex; cytoskeleton
Molecular function (GO): Arp2/3 complex binding; actin binding; protein kinase A regulatory subunit binding
Source: RefSeq, a predicted model, not a curated record
AAUUGUGCACCACUACAAUAAAGGUGUGGAAAUCCAAAAAGUUGACAAAAAGAAAAGCAAAAAUACACAUAUUUAGUGCAAAUUAUAUUAUAAUCAACUUUCACAAAUUACAGUAAACAUAACUGUAAUGUUAAGGGAUUUAACAACGUACAGCAAAGCCUCAAACUGAUAUUGUUGUGAAGUGUGAAAAGAGUGCGCGUGUGUGUGUGUGUGUGUAAGUCAAUGAAUACCCGUUAGACGGCCAAAGUGUUCAGUUGGAGGACUUUACGGAUCUAAAACACACAAGAAUAUGCCGUUGCCCAAGCGAUCCAUUGAGCCCGUGCAUGUGGCGCGAUCUGUUUACCAGCAGGAUGAGCUGCAGUCCGUGGAGCUGGAAACGGUGACAAACACAACACUGACAAAUAUAAUACGACAAUUGUCGUCCCUAUCAAAGCACGCCGAGGAUGUCUUUGGCGAGUUGGCGCGCGAUGUGGGCAACAUUGGGGAUCGGGCGAAUUCGCUGCAGGCGCGCAUCGAUCGGCUGGCUAUUAAAGUAACGCAGCUGGACAGCACCGUCGAGGAGGUUCCACUCACGGAUAUAACGCGCAAGAAAGCGUUCAAAUCGGCAAAGAUAUUCGAUCAGCAGAUCUUCUCACGCUCCACAAUGCCCGCCCCAAUGCUGGAGACAUAUGCGUUGUGCGACAAACCGCCGCCAUUGGACAAGCUCAACGUGUAUCGGGACGAUGGCAAGGAUGGCCUCAAGUUCUACACGGAUCCCAACUAUUUCUUCGAGCUUUGGCGCCAAGAGAUGCUCAAGGAUACGGAGCGUGUAAUGCACGACAAGGGCAAGAAGACGCAUCGUCCACGGCAGGAGGGCGCCGGCGGCAGCGGUCCCAACAAUCGACACAAGAAACGCGUCCGUACACCCCACAAUACACGUGAACAGCAGCGACAGAAAGCUCUGGGACACGGCGAGACUCUGAUGCCCAACAACGUCAUCUAUCGCACGCCCAAUGCAAUGCCCAAUGAAGAGGCCGGAUAUGACAAUUCAGUUAAGCCCUAUAAUAUGCUCUCACAUUUGGAGAAUAACAGUAAUCUCACAAAGCAAACGGCUAUCGCUAUUACAGAUAUGGGCAUAUACGAUUCGCGCCCACCGCGACCAAAUUCAAUUGAGCUGCGGCGCAGCUACCAGUCCGAGCAGAUCGAUGGCACCGGCUAUGAGCAACUCACACCACAGGCAGCGGCCAAUCAAUAUGCAGCCGCAUACGGCACCAACGGCAUCUCGGCCUCGCCGCAUAUGCAUCUACAGCAGCAACAUCAUCAUCAGCAGCAGCAGCAGCAACUUUACGACGGCACGCUCUAUCACCAAUCGCAUGGGAUCUACGGCCAGGGCGGACAGGGCGCAAUGUCGCCGGAACAGAUUUAUGGGCCGGGAACUCCGUCGCGCAAUAAGCCGCGACCAUCGCAGCCGCCACCGGCGCCUCCAUCAAAUGGCAGCGGUGGUGGCACACCGACCACAUCGAACGCAAAUACACCGACACGCGGUCGAAGCAUGUCGACGAGUCGGGAUGCUUUGCCACCGCCACCGCCCGUGCCGGAUGCGGUGUCGCCAUUGUCGGCCAUGAACGGCAUGGCCAGUGCCCACAUGGCGGCCAAGCUGCUGGGCCGCACCAACAGCACAUCGCGAGCUGGUUCUCCGCAGAUGGCGCCGAGCAACAGUGCACAGAAUGCCAACGACAUGGUGCUGGCCCAGCUGAACAACACUUUCAACAACAUGGGCAUUGUGAAUAGCAAUCAGUUGAACUCGCUUAGCGAUUUGCCACCACCGCCGCCCGUGCCCGACCAGCACUCACCAAAAAUGUCGCCGCCUAAUGUAGCGCCACCGCCGCCACCACCUCCACCACCGGUUGAAGAUGGCAUGGGCGCUGUCCAAAUGCAGUCGCAUCCACACCAAAUUCUGCCCAAGGCAAUGACCAAUGGGGAGCUGCAGCUGUGCCAGCCAAAUGGUGGAGCGCACCUUGUGAGUGCUAAAAAGAUACAGCCUCCAAUUUAUGAUCCACGCAACGAUUUGAUGAAAUCCAUACGAGAUGGCAUUAUACUGCGAAAGGUGGAAAAGUCGGAGCUAAAGGAAAUUGAACGUAAUACGGCAAUGCUGGAUGUGGCCUCAAUAUUGGCCAGGCGAGUGGCCAUCGAGCUGUCGGAGUCGGAGGACUCCGAUAGUGAAGAUGACAGCGAGGGUUGGAUGGAACCGAACGAAACCUCCGCUUGAUCUCUGAUGGCUUCGGUUAAGCUGGAUAAAAUUACGAAAAACAAAAAGAAAAAGUAAUUCCAAAGAAAAUAAUUUGAUGCAGGGGUUGGGCUCCCAGCAUAGACAGGCAGUUGGGAUUACGACAAAGCGCCAAAGCUUUUUUUUUACCAUACUUUAUAAGAGUAUCCCUAUACCCGAUAAAUAUCUACAUACUACACACUAAACCUUAAAUCAAAAUAUUAAUCGAAUUGUAUAUAUAUGUAUUAACCCGCAUAUGCGCAUACCAAGAGUAAUUAUGGCUAAUAAUGUAUAUGUAAUCGCUAAUGAAAUCAUAUAUGAUUUCCAAUUACAUAUGUAUAUGUAUAUGUAUUCAUAUAUUCAUAUUCGUAGCAUGGCUAAGCCUAAGGCCUCGUGAGGGAAUAAAUACUCGUCUCGUUGAUACAGAAUGCAAAUAAGAAUGCAAAUUGCUAACUCUUGUCUUCAGUUUGCUUUGGAGCGCUACCCAUGUCAAGGAUUUAGUGGUAUGGGCGCAAAACAGAAACUAAAAUAAAAUACAAAACAAAAA